Paramisgurnus dabryanus is the source of this 2203-nucleotide messenger RNA. RefSeq lists its product as uncharacterized. Lineage: Eukaryota; Metazoa; Chordata; Actinopteri; Cypriniformes; Cobitidae. The record is from RefSeq and is a predicted model, not a curated record.
UCAACCACAUUUAACUAGGGGUCUCCAACCUUUUUGUUAGCAAGGGCUACCACAAUGGAUAAAACUUGCUGGAGGGCUACUUUUUGAUAUAGUAUAUUCAAAACUUUUUUGUUUAACUUGUUGAUUUUAUUUUACUUGUUGAUAUGUUUUAGUAUUGUUUAAAAUAUUGUAACAUACGUAAACCAAGCAAAGCUAAUAUAAAAAAUAUGUAAUUAAGCUCACCGUUGUCUGAACUGAUAUUCGCUGGGUGCAUUUCUUCAAAUUCUUCAAUCACUUCUUUUUCUGGGUCCUCGGAGUGCAUUUCACUUUCACCAAUCUCUCUAACUCCAGUAAAGUUAUCUUCCGGGUCUUUACACAUUGACGGGUCAUCACUCACAGCGGGUUCAUGACUGGACAGCAGCUGGCUCGGUACGUUAUCUGACGUAGCCCUUUUGGAUUUUUUCUCCCAAACUCCAUUUUUGAAAAAGCGCUUUCUGUGGUCAAAAUACUGUGUGUGACACAGUUCAGUGUUGCAAUGUUCACAGAAGCGGCGAGGUCGUUUCUUCAGUCUUGGGACUUCCAUCUUUCAACUGACAGCACACUGUGUUGAUAUCACAACAGAGUCAGGCCACUGCGCUUGUUUAUAUCAUAUACGCAUGCGCGCACGUCUCGCGAGAUCUUCCUUAUAACAAUAACCUCGCAUGUGAUUGGAGGAGCCAGACGAGAUUGUCGCCUUCGUCCAAUCACGUGCGAGGUCACGGCCUAUGACGAGUCAUACAGCGGUACAAGACGAGCAUAUAACAGUCACAGUUUGGUGUUUGUUCUCAAAAAAUUUUCUACAUUUCCUGUGUUUUUGCUACUUUGCGCUUUCGUGAGAUCUACAAUGGCAGGACGGCGUCUAGCCUUCAGCUCUCCUUCAACUCCUCUGCAUGGACGCGACCAACCCCUUUCAUCCAGUCCGCUGACCGAUGAGAAGAAACUGCUGAAUGCUUUGAGUGGACUGUCUCGUCAGCUUAUUCUGCUUACUUCCAAUAUGAAUGAGCAGUUUGCCAAUGUGAAUGGGCAGUUUGCCGCAGUAAACUCCAGGUUGCUGACCAUUGAGGAUAGGUUGGCUGCUUUGGAGUCGAAAAACUGUAACGGUACUGUGGAAGAAAAUAACUCCAAGAAGAGAAGACGGGCGAACAAUCCCAAGAUUGCGGAGGCUGUACGGCGUCUUCAUAACUCUGAGGCAAACUGCAGGCGCUAUGAACCAGAGCAAGGACUAACGUCGCCUCACAACGAAGCCGUGACCUCCUAUUUGCUUGGGGCUAUUUCAGCAAGUCCCGAUUUAACCGCUGAGAGUGACGACAUUGUUUCUGCCUGUAAGACGUAUUAUGAGUCGGUACGCCGGAGCUUCAGAUACAAACAACCUGAACUCGCAUCGCGGGCGGAAAAUGCGAAAAGUUUAGCUCGGAGUCGAUCCAGAAGAAAAAGGUUGCUGGAAGCGAGACGAAGUGUGCUGGCUGAGGAUGAGAUGGAAAUUUGGAGGUGCGCCACCAUAGAUCUCAUGUCUGAUGAGGAAGACGGCAUUGUUGACGGGGUGUCUGGAUGGAUUGUGCGGCCACCGCCCUCUCGCAGCCUUGAACUCUCCGAGCUCUGUGCAACGCUGCAAUCCAGAUUAGAGGCGACACCAAAAUACAGGGAAACUCACCAUAUACGCCUGCAAAAGUGACACUUUUCCCCAACGUUUUAGAGUUGUUGUUUUUCUCUGGCAACUCGCCAUAUGCGCCUGCAAAAGUGACUCUUUUUUUCAACGUUUUUGAGGAUUUUUUUUCCAACACUUGAUCACUUUAAAAAAGUUUUUUAGGGAUCUUUCCCGCAUGUCUCGCACUUUUUGACGUGUUUGGGGAACAUAAGAGACAUUAUGCUGCUUUGUACAUAGUUGUGUGUUUACAAUUAAAGCUCUUUCUUUGACUUAAUAGAUGUGCGUUUAUAAUUAAAGCUCUUUCUUUGACUUAAUAGAUGUGUGUUUAUAAAUAAAGCUCUUUCUUUGAAUAAACAGCUGUGUGUUUAUAAAUAAACCUCUUUGUUUUCUCUUAUAUUCCUUGAUGGUGUGAAUAAUGUAGUACAUGGCACAAUGACAUUAAUAUAUAAUAAAUUAUAACAUAAAUUAUAUAUUUAUUAUUGUUAUUGGGGGUUACAUUUAUAAUGAGCCAGGGUGCCCAAUAACCCCCCUCUUUAGAGU